GCAUAUUCAUACAUUGAUGGAUGAGAGGAGAAUGGAGCUGAGGAAAGAGCACCAACACCGCUAAUCUUCCUUCAAUGGCUUUCGCUGCCAGCCGCCAAUAACAUCCUGCUUUUUCUCUUCCAAUCACACCAGAAUUGAAGCAGAUGAGCUGCUGAUGCAGCUUGCUAUUAUUAUUAUCUGGUAAAUAUGAAUACUGGUAAUAUUAAUAUUAUUAUUCCCCCUUCUUCUCCAAGGCUACCCAAUUCCUUAAUUCCGCCGCAUAAUACCAGUCAUACUCCUCCACAAUAUUCCAAAAAGAAGACCAGUAAUGGCAGUUUUCAAUUGCUGAGCACCACCUCCAAAUUGUCUGCCAUUCAAUGUAGUCAAAGCAGUGGCGGCGGCCUUUUGGCUGCGCCACCCACAUCCCUCACAAACGGUUGGGCAGCGUUUGCAAAUAAGGUGAGUGGUGAGUGGGAUGGAUUCGGAGCAGAUUUCACGGAGCAAGGGAAGCCAAUGGAGUUGCCGGAAUCUGUUGUCCCUGAAGCCUACAGGGAGUGGGAAGUGAAGGUUUUUGAUUGGCAGACUCAGUGCCCCACUCUCGCUCAUCCCUCUAAUUUCUCUUUCGACUACAAGUUGAUUCGCCUGCUUCCUACCGUCGGCUGCGAAGCCGACGCAGCCACAAGGUACAGCGUCGACGAGAGGAGCAUCACAACUUCUUCUUGUACUGCUUUUGCAUAUCAUCCUACCACCGGAUGCUAUGUUGCUGCCUGGGCUGCUUCUACAUUGGAGUUGGAAUUGGAGCAUUGCUUGAUUGACCCUCGAGAUAAAGAGUCUAGGGUUCGAAUCAUUCAAGUCCUCCGCUUAUUACGUGGUAAUGAUGAUUCUAACCCAACCCCGCUGCUGGAAUUGAAGACUGUUAAGGUAUUCCGCGAGCAGUGGUACGGCCCAUUCCGUGACGGGGACCAGCUGGGUGGCUGCGCCAUUAGAGACUCCGCAUUUGCAUCUACUCCACCUUUGGACGCUUCCCAGAUCACUGGUGUUUGGGAAGGCCCCAUAGCCACUGCCACCUUCCUUAACUCUCCUCCUAAGAAUGUUGACAUCCAAGAAGUCAAUGAGGGCUCAACAAUGGUUACAGUUCGAGACAAAGCAGCCAAUCUGGUAUUGCUCCCAAAGCAACUUUGGUGCUGCUUAAAGGACACCGAGAUUAGCGGGGAAACUUGCUGUGAAGCCGGAUGGCUGUUGGAUAAAGGAAGCGCCAUCACCUCCAACUGCAUCUUGUCUAAAACAGGGGACUUGAAGCAAGUUGCAAUAGCGUAUCAACAUGCAACUCCAGAAUCAGUACCACAGUAACAUGGCAAACAAGUUGCAGUAAUUCAAUACAUCUCAUGCUGUGGCCCUAGCUUGGAUGCACAUACAAACUUGCUCGCUUUUCAUUUCUUUGAGUUUUCCUUUCUUGCAUACCAUAUAGUUUAGAAUGGAAUGCAACAUCAAAAUCACUGGUUGAUUGGUAUGUAUAUAUGAAUGCAUGUAUGACUGAAAUACUUACUUAGUA
This is a messenger RNA of Ipomoea triloba (trilobed morning glory), 1531 nucleotides long. RefSeq lists its product as uncharacterized. Bases 187 to 1329 code for a protein of 380 amino acids. The transcript has 4 exons. NCBI's taxonomy places the organism in Eukaryota, Viridiplantae, Streptophyta, Magnoliopsida, Solanales, Convolvulaceae. The record is from RefSeq and is a predicted model, not a curated record.